UCUCUUUCAGUUUCGCGUAGUGCGACCACACCUAGGCAGGCACGCGUAUUUAGGGUUUUUUUUUUUCUUUUUUCUUUUAAAGAUGAUCAAACAAGUGCGAAUGGAUUGCAGUGCGCGGCAGCGCGGCAGGUAGAGGGCGCUGACUUUCAAAGCGCGCCGUUCUGCCGACGGACCACAAACACAGGGUUAACCGUACAAAGCCCGUGUGUGCGAUCUGGAGAGCGGCGCAGGGGAUGAGCGGAGACGCGGUGUGAUCCGGUCGUCCUCCGCAGGAGCGCCCUGUCCUCAUGCAGCCCUGCAGCGCGCCGUGACUCACAGGCUGCCACCGGCACUCGGCCAUGACCGGGGUGCGAGCGCUGCUCUCCGAUCAAUGGACCCACAGCCACGCCGAGUACGAACAAAAGGAAAAGAAGGAUGGCACUGGGAUCACGACCGGUGAGCUCGGAUCUUGAGUGGCGAGACAGAUCCAGCCACCCCACGAUCCGCAGACCCUCUGUGGUGUGAGGAGGAUGGACUGCAGUGGGCGAUAUGAGGCAGGCCCUGGUGGAGGUAGAGGCUGUUAAGAAGAAUGCACUUCUCCCGCAUCGGCAUCAGCAAGCUCUGCUUCCUGCUGUCCCUGGCCUUCUGUGCAUUCCUGCUGCUGCUCAUCCCUAGCUUGCAGCCAACUCGCUGGCGAAGCAAGCUCCCGCAGCCGCAGCCCCAGCCCCGCUCCCGGACAAUUGGUGGGCGAGGAGGGGCAUCUGGACGGCGGCAGUACCACUCGGUCGUUCUCCACCUUCCCCUCAGGAAUCCAAGGAUGGGGAACACCACUGGUGUGCUGGCUGAUGGAACCCAGACUGCCAAGGGCGCAGCUGCCCCUGCCUCAUCUUUAGCUGUUGGAGGUGCAGUUACCACUGGGAAACACAACACCCCUCUCCCCCUGAACAUAGGAGCUCCUCAAGCAGGUUUGCCUGGGUCUCCUCCCAGGGAACAGCUGGAGUUGACAGACAUUUUUAUUGCAGUGAAAACCACAAAGAAAUACCACAAGUCUCGGCUAGAGCUGCUCUUCCAGACCUGGAUCUCCCAAGCAAAGGAGCAGACCUUCAUAUUCACAGAUGGCGAAGACAAGGAAUUGAGAAGAAAAGCAGGAGAAAACAUGAUCAACACCAACUGCUCAGCAACACACACUCGACAGGCACUAUGCUGCAAGAUGUCUGUGGAAUAUGACAAGUUCAUCGAGUCUCAGAAAAAGUGGUUCUGCCAUAUGGAUGACGACAACUACGUGAUCCUGCCCAGCUUGCUGAAGCUGCUGUCCUCCUACUCACACACACAGGAUGUCUACCUGGGCCGGCCCAGCCUAGACCACCCCAUUGAGGCAGCUGAGCGAGUAAAGGGUGAUGGAUCGGUGUCUGUAAAGUUCUGGUUUGCCACUGGUGGGGCAGGGUUUUGCAUCAGCCGAGGGCUAGCGCUGAAGAUGAGUCCUUGGGCAAGCCUUGGAAAUUUCAUUAGUACAGCAGAGAAGAUACGUCUGCCCGAUGACUGCACCGUGGGAUACAUCAUUGAGGCACUGCUCGAGGUCUCCAUGACACACUCCCUACUAUUCCAUUCCCACCUGGAAAACCUACGAAGGCUCCCUAGUGACAGUGUGCUCAGACAGGUGACCCUCAGCUAUGGUGGAUAUGAGAACGGGAGGAAUGUGGUCAGUAUUGGUGGGGCCUUUUCCCUGGCAGAGGACCCUUCUCGGUUUAAAACGGUCCACUGCCACCUGUAUCCACAAACUGGCUGGUGCCCUGCCAAAAAACAUCCCUGAAUUCCACAGCAGAGCUCUAAACUGGGUCCUUUGAGUUGCACAACCUCCACUCUUAUCCCUGGAAGCAGUGUUGGGGGUAUUGCCUGCGAACAACCUUCUUCCCAUUUCUGUGAGGGUGUUCUGCAUUUGCUGUGACCCCUUUAUUAGCCAGACUAAUGGUGAACAAAUUGUGUCCCACAUGUCCCUGUUUUUAAUGUACUAUGUAUUGUUUACAUUUACAUUUCUUCGUUUAGCAGAUGCUUUUCUCCAAAGCGACAUGCAUCUCAGAGAAAUACAAUUUGUGUGAGUGUAUUUAGAGCUUCUGCCAAGCAAAGUGACUGAGAAGAAAGAAGAGUGGAGAGGAAAGUGAGGUGGCUAGAUGAGAUGCAAUAUACCUAAUAUAUUUUUUGAGUCGGUACUUUUAGUGGAAUUUUCUGUUACUGAAUUUCCAUUAGGAGGAAGAAAGAAUAUUAGGUCUUUCUUUUCUGAACAGACUGAAUAUGACGUAUGCAAUUCAUGCAGUAUGCCGCCUUCAAAACGGUUUUCAUUCUUCCAUUUAUUAGGCUGUUGUAGAAAAUGUUAUGAAUAAGUGGCUUUCUACUUUACAGAAACUUUUGAAGAGGUUUUUAAAAAAUAAAGUUCUGAUAAAUUAUGCAGCAAGAUAUUAGAAAUCAGGGGAAUUUCAAACAAAAAUGUAGUAUGUGCACAUAAGCUUUUCUAUGAAUUGCAAGCCAUCAUAUGAAAGCAGGAUGUAUUCCUUUUCGUCAAAGUGAGUCAGAAUAUUCUUCUGAAAAUUUUGUGUUGAUCUUGACGCACCAAAAACCCACAGGUACUGGAAUUUCACUGCAGGCCAGUGAAAGGAAGAUUAAUAUCUUUAAUUCAAUAUUGUCAGUGAAUAAAGCAUCUAGCAAAACCA
This is a messenger RNA of Scleropages formosus (Asian bonytongue), 2684 nucleotides long. It is a transcript of the gene rfng, whose product is annotated as RFNG O-fucosylpeptide 3-beta-N-acetylglucosaminyltransferase. The record is from RefSeq and is a predicted model, not a curated record. Lineage: Eukaryota; Metazoa; Chordata; Actinopteri; Osteoglossiformes; Osteoglossidae. The transcript has 9 exons. Gene Ontology annotation, molecular function: glycosyltransferase activity. Bases 569 to 1789 code for a protein of 406 amino acids. Gene Ontology annotation, cellular component: membrane.